Ylistrum balloti is the source of this 2281-nucleotide messenger RNA. RefSeq names its product nurim-like. The transcript has 4 exons. The coding region runs from base 13 to 753 and encodes 246 amino acids. The record is from RefSeq and is a predicted model, not a curated record. Gene Ontology annotation, cellular component: nuclear membrane. Lineage: Eukaryota; Metazoa; Mollusca; Bivalvia; Pectinida; Pectinidae.
CAGAGCAAAUUCAUGAUGUUAAAAGCGCUGUUUUCGUUACCUCUAAGCAUAGUAGCAUGCUAUGCGAUAUUUGUACUUUCCUAUAAAGCUGUGGUGUUCUUUUCAGUCCAGAAGACACAAGCGUUUAACGUUAUACAAGAUUCAAAAGAAGUCUUCAAGAUUUUGCUGUUUGAUCUGCUUUUAGUUGGAGUGUUUGUAUUACAACACAGCUUGAUGGCAAGUCGUUUGUACAAAGAAAUGAUUGGGAGUAGGUUAGGAUUCCUGCAGAGAUCAGUAUACACAAUACUUACCUGCAUUAUUCUUCAGUUUUUGUUUGAAAAUUGGAAGACAGUCAGUGGAUGGGACAUAUGGUUUUGGGACCUUCAUGAUUCUCCUGUUACUUCCCUUUUCUUUUCUUUGGUUCAUACUGUUGCUUGGUGUUUCCUUGCCCUAGAACAUGCACUGAUAGACCCCUUCUACCUCAUAGGGGUGAAGCAGGUAUACUAUCGACUGUGGGGUGACAUGUCACCCUGGCAGUACAUGUCUCGGAGAUUACAGAGUUUCAUCACUCACAUGCCACACCCUGGUGUUCUGUGCUUUCUCAUCCUUUUGUGGGUGUAUCCACACAUGUCCCUGGACCGCUGGCUAGUGUCUACUCUCCUUACCUGGUACACCUGUCUAGGACUUGGACAGGUCACAAACAAGGACUUUGUCUACAUAGAGGAACAGACCAAAGUCAGAAUGACCACUACUGCAAGACAUAUGGCUGCUUGAAGGCUGUGUAAUGAUGUGAUGUAAACUGCCUAUAGGAGACUGAAGCUGCUAUCACUGCUUGAAGGCUGUGUAAUGAUGUGCUGUAACCUGCCUUAAGGAGACUGAAGCUGCUAUGACUGCUUGAAGGCUGUGAAAUAAUGUGCUGUAACCCGCCUAAAGGAGACUGAAGCUGCUAUGACUGCUGGAAGGCUGUGUAAUAAUGUGCUGUAACCUGCCUAAAGGAGACUGAAGCUGCUAUGUCUGCUUGAAGGCUGUGUAAUAAUGUGCUGUAACCUGCCUAAAGGAGACUGAAGCUAUGACUGCUUGAAGACUGUGUAAUAAUGUGCUGUAACCUGCCUAAAGGAGACUGAAGCUGCUAUGGCUGCUGGAAGGCUGUGUAAUAAUGUGCUGUAACCUGCCUAAAGGAGACUGAAGCUGCUAUGACUGCUGGAAGGCUGUGUAAUCAUGUUCUGUAACCUGCCUAAAGGAUACUGACGCUGCUUCUGCAUAGCCUGAACCAUUUGAACCUUUCAGAAUAUGACACACACACAGAUUAGAAAUGAAAUUAUCCCAUGAAAUACUGGUCUAGCUGUAGGAUUACUAGUUUUGAAAAUAUCUACAAAACAUUGUUGCACAUAUUUCUAUAUUUCAUGUAAUGUUAAAGUCAGUAAAGCAAACAAUGGAAUGCAUUGUGUAAUUGAAUGUUUUUAAUAUUUUGUUUUACACUGAUAGAAAACUGUUCAUUCUGACAUUUUAAUAGUGUAACUCCCCCACCUCCAUGGCCAGUAGAUUCUAACAAACAUUUUGUGGAAUAGUCUCUGUCAUCUUUUACCUUUUUACCCAGGUUACAAAGAGGAAGCUACAUGUACAGUUAGACACUUGAAUAAUUAUAAAGUUUUUCUCAUAUGGUAACCAGCAUAUUUGAUUGUUCUGCCUUAGGCAUAGUGCAAUUCUUAUCUCAUAUAGACAAAACAUUAGAGGUUUUGGCUAUGUCUCAACCUCAUUUUACAGUUCUACUCUAAUAGUCACUUAUGUUGGCAGGAGACAUCAUAGUAAAAGUUAGUUAAAUAGCUCAUUUUUUAAUGAUUGUGCAUAUUUUGACUUUCAGAGGGUUGAGGCGAUACAUUACAAAUAGUUGUUUAUCAAUUUAAUAUCAUUUUCUAUAGCACGAUAUAGUCUUGUCAUAAAAGUGUCUUAUCAAUAUACAUAUAUAAUGUACAUAUAUUUUUAAUAUAUUAAAGUAUUUUCAUUACUUUUUUUGAACGGACACAUUUAAAUAUGUGCAUCAGUAUUAUGUAUCAAAGUGUUAUCUUGCUGAAUACACUUACUUGUUGCUGGCCCUAAUGACCUUUUGUGUUGACGGCCAUUAAGAAUGUCAUAAUUGUUGAUAACAAAAGAAAGUCUUCAUACUUAGUAAGUGUUGAUUGUUGAAUAAAAAGUUUUCUUAUUAAAUGUUAGAUACUCUACAAUGGAAAUGAUAUAUGUAUUGUAUUUUCUACAUUAAUGUAAUAUAUGCCAAGACGCAAUAAAAAUACUAUAUUCUACUAAG